UUCUUCUGGUCACGACAUUUCUCUGGCUACCGAUAGAGACUCACAAAUGCUUCCCUCCACUCUACCAACUUCGAUGAUGCUUUCACUUUAUUCCGAGACAUGCUUCACUCUCGUCCCCUCCCUUCCAUCAUUGACUUCACCAGAGUCUUAACUGCCAUCGCCAAGAUGAACAACCAUAACGACGUCGUCGUCUUCCAUCUCUGCCGCGAGAUGGAGACUUUGGGGAUCUCACACGAUCUCUACACCUACACUAUCUUGAUUGAUUGUCUCUGCAGAUGCUCUCGUCUCUCUCUUUCUUUCUCUGUUUUAGCAAAGAUGAUGAAACUCGGGUUUGAGCCUAGUAUUGUCACACUUGGAUCUCUCAUCAACGGAUUCUGUCACGAUAAUAGGUUCCACGAGGCUCUAUCUCUCGUUGAUAAAUCCGGAUAUGAACCUAAUGUUGUCAUCUACAACAUUGUGAUUAACUGUCUUUGCAAGAACGAAGAUGUUGAUGACGCGUUGGAGCUUUUUAGUUUAAUGGAGAAGAAAGGAAUCAGAGGAGAUGCUGUUACCUACAACACUCUGGUAAAUGCUCUUUGUAACUCUUGUAGAUGGAGCGAGGUGGCUCGGCUUGUGAGAGAUAUGAUGAAGAGGAGGAAGAUAGAUCCUAACGUGAUUUUUUACAGCGCGAUGAUCCAUACGUUUGUGAAGGAAGGUAAUCUCUUAGAGGCUAGAAACUUGUACAAGGAGAUGCUCCGGAGAUCUGUAGAUCCUAACAGAUUCACAUACAAUUCACUGAUCUACGGGCUAUGCCUUGAUGGUUGCCUAGGUGAGGCCAAGCAAAUGUUGGAUUCGAUGGUCUGUUUUCCGGAUGUAGUGACGUAUAAUACUCUCAUAAAUGGGUUUUGCAAGUCUAAGAGAGUAGAGGAAGGGAUGAAACUCUUGUGUGAGAUGUCUCGUCAAGGAAUUGUAGGCGACGCUUUCACUUACAACACUCUUAUCCACGGCUAUUGCCAAGCGGGGAAACUCAGUGUCGCGCAAAAGGUUUUCUGUCGGAUGGUUGAUUGUGGUGUGGCUCCUGAUGUUGUUACCUACAACAUUUUGUUAGAUUGUCUAUGUAGUAACGGCAAGGUAGAGAAAGCGUUGGUGAUGGUAGAGGAUAUGGAAAAGAGAGGAAUUUAUGUUGAUAUUGUUACGUAUAGUAUUGUCAUACAAGGGAUGUGUAGAAUUGGUAAGGUGAAAGAGGCUUGGUCUUUGUUUUGUAGCCUUACUCUCAGAGGACUGAAGCCUGAUGGUAUAGCAUACAGAACAAUGAUAUUAGGAUUGUCUAGGAAAGGUCGACGGCGUGAAGCUGAUAAGCUGUGUAGACAAAUGAACGAAGAUGGGAUUAUUAUGCCAGUUAAAUGCAUGAAUAAUGAUGAGAUACUUAGAGAUCGCCACACAAGCUCAUCAUUGGCUGAACUCAUCAAAGUUAUCCAUGAGUAAAAGCGUUUCUGUAAAGAUAGAUCCUAGGAACAAAUUAAAAAUGUAACAUUUUUUUUGUCUUGUAUUCGUUUCUACGCAAUUUUCGUAUAAAACAAAGUUUGCCAUCAAAAUGUUUGUGUAAAGGCGUUGGCCAACUCUUAACUGUUGAAAAACCCACUUAUCUACUCUCAGCACAAUGGAAC
This is a messenger RNA of Eruca vesicaria subsp. sativa (arugula), 1646 nucleotides long. The record is from the annotation of a GenBank genome assembly. NCBI's taxonomy places the organism in Eukaryota, Viridiplantae, Streptophyta, Magnoliopsida, Brassicales, Brassicaceae.